UAAAGUUUUGAAUUUCCUCCCCGCCUUCUCCUUUUGCUUUCUUUCUAAUUCUUGUGACCCCCUCCUCUCUCUCUCUUUCUCUCUCACCCAACCACUACAGUAGAAUAUACUAUUUAUUAAAAUAUUAUAAUAAAAUCAAUAGUCUAUGUGGUGUGGCUGUGCCUCCAUUUUUCUCAUGUUCACAUCUUCAAACUGCUCUUGAAUUUACUACUACGAAAUGGCAGAUUUACAACUCCACAUAUUUGGUUUUCAGUGAAUACUCGCUAGGAUUGGAAUUCGUUGGAAAACAUCAGACGUGGAAGUGGCUUGCUGGAAGCACAUAAAAUGGAGAAGUAUGAAGUGUUAGAGCAGAUUGGGAAAGGUUCCUUCGGUUCUGCACUACUUGUGAGGCAUAAACAAGAAAAGAAGAAGUAUGUCUUGAAGAAAAUCCGCCUUGCUCGUCAGACUGAUAGGAGCCGCAGAUCUGCCCACCAGGAGAUGGAGCUUAUUUCUAAAGUGCGAAAUCCAUAUAUUGUGGAGUACAAAGAUUCCUGGGUAGAAAAGGGAUGCUAUGUCUGCAUAGUCAUAGGGUAUUGUGAAGGAGGAGACAUGGCGGAAGCUGUUAAAAGAGCUAAUGGUCUCCAUUUUUCUGAAGAGAAACUCUGUAAGUGGCUAGUUCAACUCCUGAUGGCACUGGAUUACUUACAUACAAACCAUAUUCUUCAUCGUGAUGUCAAGUGUUCAAAUAUAUUUCUGACAAAAGAUCAAGACAUACGUCUAGGUGAUUUUGGUCUUGCAAAGAUGUUGACUUCUGAUGAUCUUGCUUCCUCUGUGGUGGGAACUCCUAGUUAUAUGUGUCCUGAACUUCUUGCUGAUAUUCCAUAUGGUUCAAAGUCAGAUAUCUGGUCUUUAGGAUGCUGCAUAUAUGAAAUGGCUGCCCACAAGACUGCAUUUAAAGCUUUUGAUAUGCAGGCUCUGAUCAACAAAAUAAAUAAAUCCAUUGUGGCUCCACUUCCGACCAUGUAUUCUGGUGCAUUUAGAGGGCUUGUUAAAAGUAUGUUGCGGAAGAAUCCAGAACUAAGACCAAGUGCUGCAGAUUUGCUCAGGCACCCACAUCUUCAACCGUAUAUUCUUAAGAUUCAACUCAAAUCUUAUAGCCCUAGAUGGAGUACUUUCCCAGUACAGUUGUCUGAUUCCAACUAUGUAAAGAAAACUAGAUUUCUUGAGCCUGAUGUUGUUACCAUGCUUACGGACAGAGAGAAACGGAGAUCAUUCAGUAAUGACAGGGCCUUGAAUCCUAGUAUAUCUGGAACCGAACUAGACUCUCCAUGUUCUUCUCAGAGGGCACAGCAUUUCCCAAGCUAUUUGAAUAAAAAGCUCUCAGAAUUAUCUGUUGGCAGCAUCCAUGAAAAUAUCAGUGUUGAUACGUCAACAGCCUCAAAGGUUUCGAGUGCUGCCAAGACUCCAAGAUUGGCUCCAGCAAAAAUGUCAGCAACUCCAAAGAGACAGACUGCUCCUUCUAGGAUUUCCAACAUUGUUUUAAAUCAUGAUUUGCGUCCUGUGUCGCGUACUCCAGCUAGCAAACCUUUCCAACCAACACGCAGAGCAUCUCUUCCAUUGUCAACUAGAGCUGCGACAUUUGAAUCACCUUGUAAGCGUAAUGUUGGUCUCCUGCAGGGUGUAGAAUCUCCAAAUGUCUCUGUCAAUUCUCCACGAAUUGACAAGGUGGUUGAGUUCCCCUUAGCCUAUUCUGAAGAUACCCUGUUUCCCAUUCGCAAAACUUCUUCAAUAUCUGCACAGUGCUCUACCACCCCACCGACUAGUGGGGAUCACUCAAUCAUGAAAGACAAGUGCACAGUUCAUAUUCUGGACAGGACUUUUACCAAGCCACGAAAUGGAAGUGAAUGCUCAGAUCGGAGUCCAACAACUGUUGUUUCAAGCCGUUCAUCUUCGGAUUCUAGGCAGCGUAGGUUUGACACCUCAUCAUACCAACAACGUGCGGAGGCAUUAGAAGGAUUGCUGGAGUUCAGUGCACAGCUAUUGCAGCAGGAAAGGAUCGUGGAGCUGGGAGUGUUACUGAAGCCAUUUGGGCCGGGAAAGGCUUCUCCUAGAGAAACCGCUAUAUGGUUAACUAAGAGCUUCAAGGAAACUGUUGUAUAGCAGGAAACUAAAAUCAUCUCUCGCAAUGUAAUAAUGUUAUGUGAUAAAUUAUUGGUCUUUCGUCUGCUGAGGAAGGAUGAGAACUGGUGAAUGUAGGUUGUUAUCAAAAACUUCCCAUUACAGGGAAUGCGUAUGCGAACUGAUUAAGUUAAUGAAAAUGUUGAAGAGUUUGUAUUUGCUUCCA
Messenger RNA from Camellia sinensis, 2323 nucleotides. Its product is annotated as serine/threonine-protein kinase Nek2. NCBI's taxonomy places the organism in Eukaryota, Viridiplantae, Streptophyta, Magnoliopsida, Ericales, Theaceae. Gene Ontology annotation, biological process: protein phosphorylation. The record is from RefSeq and is a predicted model, not a curated record. Gene Ontology annotation, molecular function: protein serine/threonine kinase activity; ATP binding.